Messenger RNA from Musa acuminata AAA Group (dessert banana), 3296 nucleotides. RefSeq names its product pyruvate, phosphate dikinase 2-like. Gene Ontology annotation, molecular function: pyruvate, phosphate dikinase activity; ATP binding; kinase activity. The record is from RefSeq and is a predicted model, not a curated record. The transcript has 21 exons. Gene Ontology annotation, biological process: pyruvate metabolic process; phosphorylation. Lineage: Eukaryota; Viridiplantae; Streptophyta; Magnoliopsida; Zingiberales; Musaceae. Bases 143 to 3043 code for a protein of 966 amino acids.
AUUUUCUUGAGGUCCGAGGCGCUUUCGCCUCUCGGACUUCCUCAUAUCUCGCAGGAGAGCGAAUCAUAACACGGCAAACACAAACAAAGAAGAAGAAGAAGAAGACCGACCAGAAUUUAUCAGCAUUUAAUUGAAGAAGAAGAUGCCGUAUUCGGCCACGAAGGGCGUAUGCGCGCGUUCCAUGACGUAUUUAUACGUACAGAAGAGGCCGACGGCCAUGGAAUGGCCCCCCGUGGAAGAGCUGAGGAGGAGGGAGGGGGUGGGUCGCUGGGGCGCCGAGCGUCGCAGCUUGGCUAGGCGUCGAGCUCAAGCCGUGAGGUGCGAGGGGUGUAAUGUGUCGGAGCCACGGUCAGGUCGUAGCAGGAGCUGGACCCGCAAACGGCUCCAAGCCGUCGCCUCCCCCGUGCCCACCACCACCAAGCGAGUGUUCACCUUCGGGAAGGGGAAGAGUGAAGGCGACAAGAGCAUGAAGUCUCUGCUGGGCGGGAAAGGAGCGAACCUGGCGGAGAUGGCGAGCAUCGGGCUGUCGGUGCCGCCGGGCUUCACCGUGUCGACGGAGGCCUGCCAGGAGUACCAGGAAGGCGGCCGAAAGCUUCCGGAUGGACUCUGGGAGGAGAUACUGGAAGGGCUGAGUGCCGUGGAGGAGGUCAUGGGGGCUCGUCUCGGUGACCCUUCCAAGCCCCUCCUCCUCUCCGUCCGCUCCGGCGCCGCGGUGUCGAUGCCGGGGAUGAUGGACACGGUGCUGAACUUGGGCCUCAACGACGAGGUGGUGGCCGGGCUGGCGCUGAAGAGCGGCGAAAGGUUCGCCUACGACUCCUACCGCCGCUUCUUGGACAUGUUUGGGAACGUGGUCAUGGGGAUCCCCCACUCACUGUUUGAAGAAAAGCUCGAAGUCCUGAAGGCGGUCAAAGGCGUCGAGCAAGACGCCGACCUUACCGCCUCCGACCUCAAAGAACUGGCCACACGGUACAAGAACGUCUACACCGAGGCCAAAGGGGAGCAUUUCCCUACAGAUCCAAAGCGGCAGUUGUACAUGGCGGUGAUCGCCGUGUUUGAUUCAUGGGACAGCCCGAGAGCCAACAAGUACCGGAGCAUCAACCAAAUCAAGGGGCUUAAGGGGACUGCAGUAAAUGUGCAGUGCAUGGUGUUUGGGAACAUGGGGAACACCUCCGGGACCGGAGUCCUCUUCACUCGCAACCCCAGCACGGGCGAGAAGAAGCUCUACGGCGAGUUCCUCAUCAAUGCUCAGGGUGAGGAUGUAGUUGCUGGAAUCAGAACCCCAGAGGAUCUUGAUAAGAUGAAGGAUUGCUUGCCGGAAGCUUACUACGAGCUGGUUGAGAACUGUAACAUUCUGGAACGGCAUUACAAAGAAAUGAUGGACAUCGAGUUCACUGUUCAGGAGAACAGGCUAUGGAUGCUGCAGUGCAGAACAGGGAAGCGCACGGGCAAAGGUGCAGUGAAGAUUGCAGUUGACAUGGUGAACGAAGGCCUCGUCGACAAGCAUUCUGCGAUCAAGAUGGUCGAGGCAGGCCACUUGGACCAACUUCUUCAUCCCCAGUUUGAAGAUCCAUCUGCGUACAAGGAUAAGGUGAUCGCCACAGGCUUGCCCGCAUCACCAGGUGCUGCCGUUGGGCAAGUCGUCUUCACUGCAGAUGAUGCCGAAGCAUGGCAUGCUCAAGGGAAGGCUGUAAUUUUGGUGAGGACCGAGACAAGCCCGGAGGAUGUCGGUGGCAUGCACGCCGCCGAAGGAAUACUAACAGCAAGGGGAGGCAUGACUUCCCAUGCAGCUGUGGUUGCUCGAGGUUGGGGAAAAUGCUGCGUUUCUGGCUGCUCUGACAUCAGUGUGAAUGAGGCGGACAAGGUCGUGGUUAUUGGAGACGAAGUGGUUCAAGAAGGAGACUGGCUAUCACUCAAUGGAUCGACGGGAGAGGUGAUUCUGGGGAAGCAGCCACUCUCUCCACCAGCUCUUAGUGGCGACUUGGAAACCUUCAUGUCAUGGGUUGAUGAGACAAGGCAACUGAAGGUGAUGGCAAAUGCAGAUACACCUGAUGAUGCACUGACAGCAAGAAACAAUGGUGCACAGGGGAUUGGACUCUGUAGGACAGAGCACAUGUUCUUUGCUUCAGAUGAGAGGAUAAAGGCGGUGAGGAAAAUGAUAAUGGCAGCAAAUCUUGAAGAGAGGCAGCGGGCAUUAGAUCUCCUCUUGCCCUACCAGAGAUUGGACUUUGAAGGGAUCUUUCGUGCCAUGGACGGAUUUCCGGUGACUAUCCGACUGCUGGAUCCUCCGCUCCAUGAGUUCCUGCCGGAGGGUAACAUCGAGGACAUCGUCACCGAACUGGCCGCCGAGACUGGCACAAGUGAGGAGGAAGUCUUCUCAAGAAUAGAGAAGCUCUCUGAAGUGAAUCCCAUGCUCGGUUUCCGUGGUUGCAGGCUUGGCAUAUCAUAUCCGGAGUUGACCAAAAUGCAAGCACGGGCCAUAUUUGAAGCUGCAAUCUCCAUGAGCAAUCAGGGAGUGAAAGUCUUGCCAGAGAUAAUGGUUCCUCUCACAGGAACACCUCAGGAGUUUGAGCAUCAAGUGAGUCUGAUAAGAACAGUGGCACAGCAAGUCUUCACUGAGAUGGGAACCUCCAUAAGCUACAAGGUCGGAACCAUGAUCGAGGUUCCGAGGGCUGCCCUUGUUGCAGAUGAGAUUGCUGAGCAGGCAGAGUUCUUCUCUUUUGGAACAAAUGACCUCACACAGAUGACAUUUGGAUACAGUAGGGAUGAUGUCGGCAAGUUUCUUCCCAUCUACUUAUCCAAAGGCAUCCUCCAAAAUGAUCCCUUUGAGGUGCUUGAUCAGAAAGGAGUAGGUCAGCUCAUUAAGAUUGCUGCAGAAAGAGGCAGAAGAGCAAGGCCUGAUCUCAAGGUAGGGAUAUGUGGUGAGCAUGGUGGCGAACCUUCCUCGGUUGCUUUCUUUGCACAGGCUGGGCUGGACUAUGUCUCAUGUUCUCCUUUCAGAGUCCCAAUUGCAAGGCUUGCUGCAGCUCAGGUGGUGGUGGUGUGAAAGGCCUCAGGAUAUGAUGCUCAAGCAUCAGAAAACAACGUCUGGUUUUCCCUUUCUUCUCUUUAACCUUGCAGAACUCAGAAACAAUGGCUGGUUGAUGUGAAUAAGAAUCUUAGGAUCAACAUCCACAUUGUGUUGCACCCUUUUGUCAUCUAGGAAGCAAUUGUGGCAUGUAAGUAUCUGUAUUGCUUCUUUGACCAUUUGUAAAUUAAGAAACACUGAUUGCUUUAAAUAAAAGCAUUGAAAAAAUGAA